AUGGGAAGUCUACGGAAUGCCCAGCCACACGGGACACACUGUCUUCGCCCAGGGUCUGGAGCAGAAGUCACCCAGGAGUGCCGCACCUGCAGCGCAGCCGGGCCCGGCCAGGACGCCCCCGCCACGGAGCCGCCAACAGCAGGCGGUAGGAGGGGGUGCCCGCUGCUGCCCGCCUCCAGGUGCCAGCAGCAUCGCUCGCGCUGCUCGGGACAACGGGAAGAAACUCUAGGCACCGCCAAGGGUCCCCUGGGGGCCCAAGUUGCCCUCGGCCCCUUCAAGAACCAUCGCUGCACGUGA
Rangifer tarandus platyrhynchus (Svalbard reindeer) is the source of this 297-nucleotide messenger RNA. NCBI's taxonomy places the organism in Eukaryota, Metazoa, Chordata, Mammalia, Artiodactyla, Cervidae. The record is from the annotation of a GenBank genome assembly.